UCCAUGAACGCGUUAUCAAAACCGUGAUCACUGCUACUCGCACAUUUUUGCUUGACUCGCUAUUUUUCCACCGCCCGACGCGCCGCUUUCUCUGUCCGUCUCCGUCUCCAUCUCCGUCUCUGUUUAUUAUAGAAUUUUCUCGAAGCCGACAAUUUCACCAAUUUAAUUCUUAAAACCCACUCCCAUUCUAGAGCAAACAAACAAGAAAAAGAAUGGGUGUUGAUUACUACAAUCUACUGAAAGUUAACCGGAAAGCAACCGACGAUGACCUCAAAAGGUCGUAUAAGAGGCUGGCGAUGAAAUGGCAUCCCGAUAAGAAUCCGGUUAACAAAAAAGAAGCUGAAGCUAAGUUCAAGCAAAUUUCUGAAGCUUAUGAUGUCCUUAGUGACCCUCAAAAGCGUCAGAUCUAUGAUCUUUAUGGAGAAGAAGGGCUUAAGUCGUUUGAAUUUGGUGGUCCUGGUGAUGAUGGAAAGACGUCCACGACGACGCCGAAUACCACGUUCCGGUUCAAUGCUCGAGAUGCGGACGACAUUUUCAACGAAAUUUUUGGUGGAUCUGGCGGCGCCGCUGGUGGUGAGAGUGGCAAGAGUGGGUUUUACAGAAAUGGAGAGACGGGGAACCAAGGGUACAAGAAGGCAGCUGCGGUUGAAAGUAAAUUGAUUUGUAGUUUGGAGGAGCUUUAUAAAGGAGCCAGAAGAAAGAUGAGGAUUUCGCGUUCUGUUCCUGAUGAUUUCGGUAAGGCAAAGACUGUUGAAGAAAUCUUGAAGAUUGAUAUAAAACCAGGGUGGAAGAAAGGCACAAAAAUUACUUUCCCAGAAAAGGGCAAUCAAGAACCUGGUGUUAUUCCAGCUGAUCUGAUCUUCGUAGUGGAUGAGAAACCUCAUGCUGUUUUCAAAAGAGAUGGUAAUGAUCUUGUUGUCAAUAAGAAAAUCUCAUUACUUGAAGCCCUUACAGGGAAGACUUUUGAUUUGACAACCUUAGAUGGAAGGUAUCUCACAAUUCCAGUAACUGAUAUCAUCAAACCUGGUACUGAGAUUGUCAUUCCAAAUGAAGGAAUGCCUAUUUCAAAAGAACCACACAAGAAAGGAAAUCUUAGAAUCAAAUUUGAUGUUGGAUUUCCAUCAAGACUUACAGCAGAACAGAAAUCUGAUCUUAAGAGGGUUCUGGGCAGUAUCGAUACUUAGUUUAUCAGAGUCGGAGUGAGCUUUUGGUUUUGCUGAUCAUCUAUCCACACUAAUUAUUAUUCAUGUAAGUUAAUUAUUUUAAUGUAAAUACUUUUACAUUUUCCACUGUUCUAGAUCAUCAAGAUUGUGCAUAGUAGGAAGAAAGUGAGAAGCAAUUUUAAUUAAGCAAUAUUGUUGGUUAAUGUGGCAUGGGAUGGGAAGAAAAAUAUGAAUAUCUACUGUCAGUAGCUGCCACAAGAUGACUCCUAAUUUAAAAUUUGUAUACUAGUUAUCUAAUUUUAUAAAAUCUUCAUUGCUUUGAAGUUAAAGAGGGAAAAACUCCUCAACAUCAUGUAUUUUGGAAAUGUUGAAAUUUAAUAUCAAUGCAUUGAAGGGUUUCA
This is a messenger RNA of Jatropha curcas, 1564 nucleotides long. RefSeq lists its product as uncharacterized. Gene Ontology annotation, molecular function: protein-folding chaperone binding. Gene Ontology annotation, cellular component: cytosol. The record is from RefSeq and is a predicted model, not a curated record. Lineage: Eukaryota; Viridiplantae; Streptophyta; Magnoliopsida; Malpighiales; Euphorbiaceae.